Molecule: messenger RNA, 604 nt
Organism: Nilaparvata lugens (brown planthopper)
Lineage: Eukaryota; Metazoa; Arthropoda; Insecta; Hemiptera; Delphacidae
Exons: 4
Coding region: 251-604 (117 amino acids)
Source: RefSeq, a predicted model, not a curated record
GGGAUGCUGCUAAGAAAGAUUUCUACUAUUUACUCGAUGAAGCGAAGAGAACAGUUUUUAGAAAAUACAUCGGUCAACAGGGAAUUGUGCUGGAUAUAAAGGGCAACGUAAUGGAGAAGAUGCCACUCACUAAUCGUAGAUCGAAAUUCAGAUGUGAAAGACUCAGCGAGCAGGUUAAAACAUCAAGACUCAAGGAAAGUUUCAAAUUGGCAAUAUUCGGCGCGCUAACGAGUUGACAGCAGGUAAAUUGAUGCCGACUGAAGCAAGACUGGAGGACUGCUUCACCUUUACAACUCUGGUCUGGAACUGCGAGGCAUCAAACGAGGAGACGUUCUAUCGAGUUGUGAACCUUGCUACAACCAAAGUAAGAAAAUUGUUCGAAAAUGGGACGGAUGAAGAAAAAAUUUGUGAAAUAGCUCGCAUUUAUCAUUCAAUCGACGUGACAGUGAACAGCGAACUAACACCUGAUAAAAGAACAGUGGUUCAAAUUCGUCAGAUCAGAUAUUUCACUAAGAGCACUGGCAAGCAAGUGAAAUUCGAGGGUUUUAUUAUAUCAAGUCAUAUCAACGAGCCAAAAGAAGUAGGAAACCCUCUAUUAAAGUGA